AUAAUACAUUAUUCAACCUUCUCUAUUCAGUUAUAUUCUGGGCUGAAAUAGUGCUUGUCCAGAACUUUUGUAAGUACUUUUAAUCAGCAACUUUAUAAAAGCUGAUAUAAAGCUGAAAAGGAGCUUUAAUUUAAUUAAAUCGUUCAUAUUCGUUGCAAAAGGUGUAUACUUAAGUUCGAUGAAAAAUGGCUUCUGCAGCUGAUGAUUAUUAAGUAUUAUACAAUUGCUUAUAUUUGCUAUAUAAUUUUAAUUAUUUAGAUAAAAGAUAUACACUGUGCUUUACUUAAUAUUUAAAAAAUAUGGAUAAAAAAUCAAUUCAAAAUUUAAAAAAAAUAAAAAAAUCUGGCCAUUAUUACCGAAAAUUAAAGGUAAACCGUUCAAAUUAUGAAGAGUUUUUAAAAAAUCUAUAUGCACCAAGUAGUGUUUCUUCUCAUUCAAAAGCUAACGACACAGCAUCAGGAUCAGGUAAUUUUGUUUUAAUUUUGUGAGUAUAUUUUAAAUAAAAAAUAAUUUGUUACAUAGGUUCUAAAGAACAGGAGUGUAUUUCUAGCACAUCAAGUGAUCUUGACGAUAAUCUAAUGGAAACCAGUGAAACAUCAGAUGAUGGUGACCAGUUUAUUGAUGAAGACAUUUUUAAAACAGAAGAUACUGAAACGCAAUUAUUGCCUUGUUCAAGUACCGAAUUAGGAAAUUGGGCAAUCCGACAUAAUAUUACACAUGCAGCUCUAAAAGAUCUCCUACAAAUAAUCAAGAGACAGUAUGAUUCUAGUUUAUUUAUCGAUGCUAGAACAUUAUUAAAAACGCCAAAAAAUACGAAAAAAAGUUGUAAAGUUAUACAGGGUGGAGAAUAUUGGCAUCAAGGUCUUGACGUUUGUCUAACGAACACUUUUAAAAACUUGUCAAAAGACAUGUUAAUACAGCUCAAUGUAAAUAUAGAUGGGUUGCCAAUAUAUAAAAGUUCCAAACGUCAGUUUUGGCCAAUUUUAUGUAGCAUAUAUGAAAUGCCUGAUAUACAACCUAUGAUUGUUGGCAUUUUCCAUGGAAAUAACAAGCCUCUAGAUAUAAAUGAAUUUUUGGAGCCUUUUGUUGAGGAUGUUAAGCGGCUGCAAUCAAAUGGACUCUGUGUUAAUGGGCAUAUGAUUCACAUAAAAAUUAGAUGCUUUAUCUGCGAUUCACCUGCACGGGCAUUUAUUAAAGGUGUAGUCAAUUUCAAUGGGAUUAAUGGAUGCCUUAAAUGCACUACUGAAGGCGAAUAUUCUUAUCUUUCUCGAACUGUUGUAUUUCCUGAUAUAAAAUGUCCUCUUAGAACUGAUGCAAAAUUCAGAAGUAAACAUUAUGGUAAGCACCAUAAAGGGCAAGAGUCACCAAUUUUGAAAAUUUCCGAAGUUGACAUGGUGCAGGAUUUUAUAGUAGCAGAUGAACUACAUCUUUUAGAGCUAGGUGUGAUGAAGCGUUGUCUAACAGGAUGGAAAGAUGGUUCUAUGGGUUUCUCAAGUAAGCUAUGUGCUCGUGAUAUUGAGAGGAUCUCCAAACAUUUAAUAUCUGUGAAACUUCCAUCUGAAAUUCAUCGUUCCACAAGAGGAUUAGAUUGCCUGGCAUACUGGAAAGGACCCAGGCAACCAAACGACGUUUUUAUAACGUAGAUAACACGUCAUAAAAAUGACCAAUUGACGUGUUUCUAUGACGUAGUACUGACGUUGAAAAUCACGUGUAUUUGUCUCAUCGAUUUGACGUCAUAAUUGUGACGAUUUUAAGACGUAAUCGUAUCUACGUUUUUUUCACGUCGGUAAAACCACGUCUUUAAUACUUUCAAAAAGUGACCUCUUUCAGAUGUUUCAAAAUAGUAUAAAACAUAGGUACAUAACAUAAAACCUAUAGGCCUACGUCCCAUGUGUCGAAAGUAC
Molecule: messenger RNA, 1904 nt
Organism: Diabrotica virgifera virgifera (western corn rootworm)
Lineage: Eukaryota; Metazoa; Arthropoda; Insecta; Coleoptera; Chrysomelidae
Exons: 2
Coding region: 579-1643 (354 amino acids)
Source: RefSeq, a predicted model, not a curated record